Falco peregrinus (peregrine falcon) is the source of this 2892-nucleotide messenger RNA. RefSeq names its product vacuolar protein sorting 4 homolog B (gene VPS4B). The coding region runs from base 151 to 1476 and encodes 441 amino acids. Gene Ontology annotation, biological process: endosomal transport; vacuole organization. The record is from RefSeq and is a predicted model, not a curated record. Lineage: Eukaryota; Metazoa; Chordata; Aves; Falconiformes; Falconidae. The transcript has 11 exons. Gene Ontology annotation, molecular function: ATP binding; ATP hydrolysis activity.
CGGAAGCGGAAGUGGAUCGGUCCGUCGCGGUGCGGAAGUGCCCGGUGGAGGCCGCGGUUUCGAUUCGGUGGGCGGCGGGGGAAGGGGAGCUCCGCCACCGGCAGCCGCGGGCCUGCGCUCUUCUCCUGCCUCCUUCUUCGCCUCUCCGCUAUGGCGGGCGCCACCGGCAACCUGCAGAAAGCAAUAGACCUUGCUAGCAAGGCAGCACAAGAAGAUAAAGCAGGAAACUAUGAGGAAGCCUUCCGCUUGUACCAACACGCUGUGCAGUAUUUUCUCCAUGUUGUUAAAUAUGAAGCACAGGGUGAUAAAGCAAAACAGAGCAUUAGAAUGAAAUGUGCAGAAUACUUGGACAGAGCAGAAAAGCUGAAAGAAUAUCUGAAAAAGAAAGAAAAAUCUGCACCAAAACCAGUUAAAGAGUCUGGUCCUACUGAUGGAAAAGGGAAUGAUAGUGAUGGGGAAGGGGAGUCAGAGGAUCCUGAAAAAAAGAAGCUACAGAAUCAGCUUCAAGGAGCAAUUGUUAUGGAGCGACCAAAUGUCAAAUGGAGUGAUGUUGCUGGCCUUGAAGGUGCCAAAGAAGCACUUAAAGAAGCAGUGAUCUUGCCCAUUAAAUUUCCACACCUGUUUACAGGAAAGAGAACACCUUGGAGAGGGAUUCUCCUGUUUGGACCACCAGGAACAGGAAAGUCUUAUUUAGCAAAAGCUGUGGCAACAGAAGCAAACAACUCUACCUUCUUCUCAGUAUCUUCCUCUGACCUUGUCUCAAAGUGGUUAGGUGAAAGUGAAAAAUUAGUGAAAAACUUGUUCCAGCUUGCCAGAGAAAACAAACCUUCUAUUAUCUUCAUUGAUGAGAUAGAUUCUCUCUGUGGGUCAAGAAGUGAAAAUGAAAGUGAGGCUGCUAGACGGAUAAAAACAGAAUUUCUAGUCCAGAUGCAAGGGGUUGGUGUUGACAAUGAAGGAAUCUUGGUCUUAGGAGCAACAAACAUACCCUGGGUUUUAGAUUCUGCUAUCAGGAGAAGGUUUGAGAAGCGUAUUUAUAUUCCUUUACCUGAAGACCAUGCCAGGGCAGCAAUGUUCAAACUUCACCUUGGGUCAACUCCAAAUCUCCUAACAGAAUCAGAUUAUCGAGAGCUUGGAAAGAGAACUGAUGGCUAUUCUGGUGCAGAUAUAAGCAUCAUUGUACGUGAUGCACUAAUGCAACCUGUUAGAAAAGUGCAAUCAGCUACUCAUUUUAAAAAAGUAAAAGGACCAUCACUGUCUAAUCCAAAUACAAUGGUAGAUUUGUUCACCCCUUGCUCUCCAGGUGAUCCUGAAGCCAUAGAAAUGACAUGGAUGGAGGUUCCAGGUGACAAAUUACUGGAGCCUCAAGUUUCCAUGAUCGAUAUGCUCAGGUCGCUAGCUAGCACAAAACCAACAGUUAAUGAACAGGACCUGGAGAAGUUAAAGAAGUUUACAGAAGACUUUGGUCAGGAAGGCUAAACCAAAGAUAUAUGCGGAGUUUUAGAACUUUUUUGCUUUCUUAAGUAUUCUUGUGUCUUUAUUGAUGGCACUUCAAGUAAAUGCCAAUAAAAUCACUUCUUUCUUAUUUUGCAGAAGAAAUAGAAGAUACCUUUGCAAAGACCCUUAAGCUUUUGUAUUGUAUUGUUUUCCUCAGAUGUCUAUUAAAUGUAUUCUAUUGAAAAUAAUAUGAAAAUACCAUUUUAGGGUGAGACAGCAAAGUGAUGUGGUAAUGUCUAUUAAAUACUAGAAAAUUUUAAAUGAUUAGUUCAAUUUUAGUUAUUAUAUUAGACCUUGGGUACAAGUGAGUUUCAAACUCCCAAUAGGCUCAAAAACCCUUUUUUGAGGGGUAGAAGAGAACAUAUUUGUUGAGUGUUUUCAGUAUCAAUCAGCCUACAUAUUAAUUGCUGUCAUUUAGAAAAAUCAACAAAAUUUGCUAAUCAAGCAUACUACAUGUGUGGGUUUGCUAUUAAAGUAAGAAAGAAAACACUGUGAGGAUAAGACUACAUGGGCCAGUACUUUGUUUAGAUACUGAUGGAAAUGGUAUUUGGCUUUUUCUGCUAUGCUGUAUUAAAAUUUUGCCUUAAACAGCAAGCUUUUGUUUUUAACUCUUUACUAGCUGGUACACACUGUCACUAUGCAAUUUAGCAAAAGUUUGUUAAAUGCAAGUAUCUCAGAAGGUGUUUUGCUGGCUGUUCUUGGUGGUUUUCAUGUUUUGUGGUGUUUUUUUUUUUUAAAUCUGGAUUUACCUUCUGCAGGAGUUUGACUAAAUUUAGAAAAAAAGUGCUAGUAAUGUCCUGUAAGAUUCCACAUGUCAAGGCUGGCAAGGUAUAGGUAGUCUUUGGAGUGUAUGGGAAGUAUUUUGGGGUAUAGCAUACACUCUCCUCACAUGUGAAAGUAACAGAUGUUUUAGCCACAGAGUUUCCAGCUGUAAAUUAACUCAGAACCCUACUGAUAACUAUUGCAUCUGUGUUACAUCAAUUUGGUGACUAAACUUUGAGAGAAGGCUGGCAGUUUAGUACAGAAGUAGCACUUCCAUUGAUCUUUUUCUGAAGAAUUACAAAUUGAGAUGUGCCUGAAUGUAACUUACAACACUACAGUGUCAGCGUUGAGUUUGUGCCUUGUAAGUUUGCACUGGCUGUAGAUACGAAACAUCAUUAGGAUACCUAGAAUACCGUGUUCCAUUAUCAUUGUACAACUCUAUCCUGCUUACACUUCGUUUAAUUUGGAUUAAAAGAAAUUUGCACAUUUUGUGUGUGUAUAUGUACAUACACACAUACGAUCAUCUUUUGAUGGGGUUUGGUUUCCUUUAUGUACAUAUCUUGUGUACUUUUUAAAUCAUAGGACGGGUGAAACUUGCUGUAUGUAAAUGAAGUAAAAUGUUACAGUACAACAUCA